UAAAGGAGUUAAAGGAAAUAAAGUAGCUAAGGAAGCUAAAGGAGCUAAGGGAGCUAAAGGAGUUAAGGGAGCUAAAGGAGCUAAGGGAGCUAAGGGAGCUAAAGGAGUUAAGGGAGCUAAAGGAGCUAAGGGAGCUAAAGGAGCUAAGGGAGCUAAGAAAGCUAAGGGAGCUAAAGGAGCUAAGGGAAUAAAAGGAGUAAAAGCUCACAUAUAAUAUAGAAAAAAGUAAACCGGGAUAAAAUAAAUUUUUCGUGGACCUAUGUAAAAAUGAACUAAAUAGGUGUCGGUUCAGGUUUUUCAAAUAUGACUACUUUUGAGAUUAAUGUGAAAAAACUGAUUCGAAUGAUGUGAGCUUUGAGAUUUUUGGACGAUUCGGUAUUUAUAUCAUUCAAAUCAGUUUUUCAUAUUGCCUCUAAAAGAAUUAAUAUGUGAAGAAAUCGAAUAAAUAUUUAUGUAACUCAUUUUUACGACAAAUUACACAAGACAACGAUGUUGGCUCCAACCAUUAACGCAAAAUCUGCAUAGACGUUUGACUGCCAAAUUUAGAAAGAAUAAAGAGUGGGUUGGUGGUGCGAGUUAAACAAGAACUGCAGCUAAACUCACACCCACACCCACACCCACACCCACACCCACACCCACACCCACACCCACACCCUCUUUUACGUAAAAUAAUAAAAUUUAUAGAUAACGAGAAUACACUCUUAUCACGUUUUUUUUACGUUCUGC
Rotaria sp. Silwood2 is the source of this 726-nucleotide messenger RNA. NCBI's taxonomy places the organism in Eukaryota, Metazoa, Rotifera, Eurotatoria, Philodinida, Philodinidae. The record is from the annotation of a GenBank genome assembly.